Messenger RNA from Sitodiplosis mosellana (orange wheat blossom midge), 1478 nucleotides. It is a transcript of the gene Pex19, whose product is annotated as peroxisomal biogenesis factor 19. The transcript is spliced from 6 exons. Lineage: Eukaryota; Metazoa; Arthropoda; Insecta; Diptera; Cecidomyiidae. Gene Ontology annotation, cellular component: peroxisomal membrane; peroxisome. The coding region runs from base 387 to 1235 and encodes 282 amino acids. Gene Ontology annotation, biological process: protein import into peroxisome membrane. The record is from RefSeq and is a predicted model, not a curated record.
AACAAAAAUUACACAAACUAUUUAAUGAGUAUGCACCUAAUUGCAUAGACAAUUAAAGUGAAUGGAGAAUUUUGUGCUUGGAAGUAUUUUCCAUUAAAAGUCAUUACUCGUCUCAAUUGUAAUUAAAGACUUAAUCGAUAUUUCAACGUUGCAUUCAUGCCAAAAUAUCAACACGAACCACGAACUACGAUCUGUCACUUUGACACUUGUUUAUUUGUCGAGUAAAAAAAACACCCACAGAACUUUUUUUUCCUUCGGUUCACUGCGAUUUUCUUUAUGUCACAUCGUGAAAGUUAUAUCGCAGUUUUAGUCUACUAAAAUCGAUUCGAAAUAAUUGGUGUGACACGAAUUUCGUUCAACUCAGCCGCACAUACGAAAUAUUCAGAAUGUCGGACAAGGCGUCAAAUUCAAAAUCAGUGAAUGAUAAAGAUUUGGACGAUUUAUUGAAUAGCGCCCUAAAUGAUUUUGACGCUGGAAAUCAAUCGAAGAGCGGAGAUAAAAGUGCAGAUGCUUCGGAGCCCAAAGCAAGCGCUGAAGUAUGGAAUGAAGAAUUCAUCACGCAACAAGCUAAAUUGUUUGAAGAACGCAUGGCCAAUGUGUUUGGCGGAGUUGAUAAUGCUCCGUCUGGAGAUCAAAUUAACAUGACUUUCCAAAAAAUGGCUGAAGCGGCAGCUAUGGCAGUGCAGGGAAUGGAUGAGAACGCAACUUUACCGACUGAGCCCCAAUUAGCUGAUAGUUUGACAGAAGCGUUGAAGUCUUUGAAAGAAGGAUCAGGCCUUUUGCAAGAGCCAAUCCCACCAGAAGGAUUGUCUGGAAUGUUCUCCGGGUUGAACUUGGAUGAUGAUUCCGGCGAUAAUCCAUUCCUGCCGGUGAUGCAAGGCAUGAUGCAGUCUUUGCUAAGUGCCGAAGUUUUGUUGCCGAGCCUAAAAGAAAUGCUUGAGAAAUACCCCGCAUGGUUGGACGAGAACAAAGAUAAAAUCAGUGAAGCGGACAAAGACCGAUAUGGCAAACAACAAGAGCUCUUCAAAGUCAUCUGCACGGAGUUGGAGAAGGAGACGCCAAACGAUUCGACUGAAGUCAAAAAUGAACGUUUCAAAAUUGUUUUGAAGAACAUGCAGAAAUUGAAUGAGUACGGACAACCGCCAGCCGAUUUGAUCGGUAAUCCAACUGCAGGCGGCAUCCCAGAAUUUGACCCAGGUCAAUUCAGUGACCCAUCACAAUGCAAUCUCAUGUAAACAAUCAAGGACCACGGUGCAUUUCAGAAACGAAACAAAAAUAUUUCACAGAUUUAUCAUGCGCAUAGUUUUUAUUUUAGAUUAAUGGGCAUUACGUUAUUUGUUUGUUGGAGAUUUCAAAAAUAUUAUUUUCCUUUUUCUUCCCUAUUUUUUUGGUAUUGUGAAACAAUCAAAACAAUUUUCUAUGAAAACGAAAAAAAAACUGAGAAAUAAAUUUACAAACGUACCAAACAACAACGCGAA